Messenger RNA from Trichoderma atroviride IMI 206040, 1348 nucleotides. NCBI's taxonomy places the organism in Eukaryota, Fungi, Ascomycota, Sordariomycetes, Hypocreales, Hypocreaceae. The record is from RefSeq and is a predicted model, not a curated record.
GGUGGGUGGGAGUGAAAGGGGCAAGAUCGGCUCUUUGCAUUUCUUGUUUUUCUUCUCGAACUUUUGUUUUGUUUGCCGUGACAUCGCCUUUAGUUUCGGUUAUGGGUUUAGCGUGAAAGCUUUGGGACUUCUGGAAGGAUUGUUUGUUUUUUUUUUUUUUUUUUUUUUUUAAUUCUUGGAAACGAAUUUCUUUUGUUUCGCAUUGAUUUGCUACGAAUAUGCUACUAGUAAUUGGAACACUGGAAAACACGAAAUAGUUGCUCCGAACUCCGAACAUAGCUGUUAGAUCGGCGAUGUUGCCCAUGUAUAGCAACUUCAAAAGGAAUAAUUAAAGCAUAAUUCGGUAGUGCAAAAAAGCAUGAGAACGCUGGCUCUUAUACGUCUUUUGACAAGGUAACUUGGUCAACCGUUAGUUGGAGUCACUAGCCUCAGCCUUUCUCGUCGUGAUGAUACGGAGAACACGCUACAGCGAAGCUAGAGCCAUCGUAAAGCUUGACUCUGGAGCCUGCGGAGCGUUCCAAUCUGGAUCUCAUCUCAUCGGGCAUGCAUACAACUCUUCCCCAACGCCAGCUGCCUUGCUAUCUGACAUGUCGCCGGCGGCAGAUGUUCCAUGAUGCAUUAGGCUGGUUUUGAAACUAGACAGAGUGGACUGAUGAGAGAUGGUGAUUACGAGGAUCAUCCGUUCCAAUUUUGCCCACUAAUUACGAGCGCAGCCAGAGUGACAACACCAGCAUGGAGUUGCUACGAUAACUGGGCCGGAUACGCAUGUGAUGCGUUUAGUUGACAGGCUUCCGUACAGGUAUGGAUAUAUGCCCGAGAGAAGGCCCAGGGGAGAAGGUAAUGAUCACAUUAUUCCUUGAACUGAGUGUUGAAACGAGUACGAAAUAUGGAGUAAUCCCAGGCAGUGGUAGUAUUAGGCCCUCUUAUUGUGCUGUCUGCCUGGAAGUCACAUAUAGAUAUGUGACAAGUAAAUAGAGCAAUCACUUUCUGCAAGCAAUCUCCCGGAGUGAGUUUAUGCUAUGUAAAAACUAGCUCAAAGCCCUUGAUCACGAUGCCUGCUCCCGUUCGCUUUUGCAAGGAUAACUACUCCGUAAUUCGUCCAUCAAAUCGCAACGUUACAUGAUGAAAUUUAUAUAAUGAUUAUAAAUAUUGCACUUAAGAGAACUGGGAUGCUCAGCCUUGAGACCGUGAUCCAAGGAUAGAAAUAGAUAGGUACAUACGUGUGAAUCUGAAUCACUAAGAAGGAAAUAAAAACAUAAGUACAUAUGCUCGUUUAUUCGUAUGGAUUCAUAGCGGUAUAAUCAUGGCAUUCCAUUAUACUGCCUUUCGUCUGAUGCUGGGAUCUUGG